Molecule: messenger RNA, 1242 nt
Organism: Coregonus clupeaformis (lake whitefish)
Lineage: Eukaryota; Metazoa; Chordata; Actinopteri; Salmoniformes; Salmonidae
Exons: 2
Coding region: 1-1242 (413 amino acids)
Source: RefSeq, a predicted model, not a curated record
AUGCACUUAACACUAUUUCCCUUUCAUCUUUGUCUUCCACUUUGUAUGUGCAGUAUACAUGGUUAUUACAACUGCUAUGGUUAUAACCCCCUAAGGCUGUUUCCACAUGGUUAUUACAACUGCUAUGGUUAUAACCCCCUAAGGCUGUUUCCACAUGGUUAUUACCGCUGUUAUGGUUAUAACCCCCUAAGGCUGUUUCCACAUGGUUAUUACAACUGCUAUGGUUAUAACCCCCUAAGGCUGUUUCCACAUGGUUAUUACAACUGCUAUGGUUAUAACCCCCUAAGGCUGUUUCCACAUGGUUAUUACAACUGCUAUGGUUAUAACGCCCUAAGGCUGUUUCCACAUGGUUAUUACCGCUGCUAUGGUUAUAACGCCCUAAGGCUGUUUCCACAUGGUUAUUACCACUGCUAUGGUUAUAACCCCCUAAGGCUGUUUCCACAUGGUUAUUACCGCUGCUAUGGUUAUAACCCCCUAAGGCUGUUUCCACAUGGUUAUUACCACUGCUAUGGUUAUAACCCCCUAAGGCUGUUUCCACAUGGUUAUUACCGCUGCUAUGGUUAUAACCCCCUAAGGCUGUUUCCACAUGGUUAUUACCGCUGCUAUGGUUAUAACACCCUAAGGCUGUUUCCACAUGGUUAUUACCACUGCUAUGGUUAUAACCCCCUAAGGCUGUUUCCACAUGGUUAUUACCGCUGCUAUGGUUAUAACCCCCAAAGGCUGUUUCCACAUGGUUAUUACCGCUGCUAUGGUUAUAACCCCCAAAGGCUGUUUCCACAUGGUUAUUACCGCUGCUAUGGUUAUAACCCCCUAAGGCUGUUUCCACAUGGUUAUUACCGCUGCUAUGGUUAUAACCCCCUAAGGCUGUUUCCACAUGGUUAUUACAACUGCUAUGGUUAUAACGCCCUAAGGCUGUUUCCACAUGGUUAUUACCGCUGCUAUGGUUAUAACCCCCUAAGGCUGUUUCCACAUGGUUAUUACCGCUGCUAUGGUUAUAACCCCCUAAGGCUGUUUCCACAUGGUUAUUACCGCUGCUAUGGUUAUAACCCCCUAAGGCUGUUUCCACAUGGUUAUUACCGCUGCUAUGGUUAUAACCCCCUAAGGCUGUUUCCACAUGGUUAUUACCACUGCUAUGGUUAUAACCCCCUAAGUCCCUGUGCAAUGUGGUUGUACAACAAUGUGACAUGCAAUGACAAACCUAUAGACAAACAGCACUCUCCUUUCUACCAAACAGAGACUUAA